Messenger RNA from Telopea speciosissima, 1973 nucleotides. RefSeq names its product tRNA threonylcarbamoyladenosine dehydratase. Lineage: Eukaryota; Viridiplantae; Streptophyta; Magnoliopsida; Proteales; Proteaceae. Gene Ontology annotation, cellular component: plastid. The record is from RefSeq and is a predicted model, not a curated record. The coding region runs from base 123 to 1511 and encodes 462 amino acids. The transcript is spliced from 11 exons. Gene Ontology annotation, molecular function: tRNA threonylcarbamoyladenosine dehydratase activity; ubiquitin-like modifier activating enzyme activity. Gene Ontology annotation, biological process: cyclic threonylcarbamoyladenosine biosynthetic process.
CUGGCUUCGACAGAAGCAGAGACAAUUAAUCGAACAAAACGAAGCUUCUCUGCUCCUCUAACAAACACGGCGUGCAUUAGCAGUUCAUUACUCGGAGCUGGGACUAGAAGAGAAGGCCGAAAAUGGUGGAGAGAUUGAAGUGCUUGGUUUUGGUGGGAGCAGGAGCUCUAUUGGGCUCCGUCUCUACCAUCGCUCUUCUGAAGCUCCUCUCCAGAAGAAACAUCGUAAGUAGAUGGAGUGGCAAGACAAGUGAACUCAAUAGUAAAGGACAUAUAUCUGGAGGGGGUAACCAGGGAUUUGAUGUUUCUGGAAAUAGGGUGGUUGGUUUGGACCUUCUAAAAGAUGAAAUAGUUUCUGAACACCUCACAAGGAAUAUCCAAUUCUUUGGCCUGGAGUCCCAACGGAAAGUGACUGAAUCCUUUGUUGUAGUCAUUGGUCUUGGAGGAGUUGGAAGUCAUGCUGCUUGUAUGCUUCUGAGAUCAGGGGUCGGCAGGAUCCGUCUAGUGGAUUUUGAUCAGGUAUCGCUUUCAUCAUUGAAUCGGCAUGCUGUGGCAACGAGAGAUGAUGUUGGGAUCCCUAAAGCCCUUUGUCUUAAGAAGCACUUUUCAGUUAUCUUCCCAGAAAGCCAAGUAGAUGCAAGAGUGCAACUGUAUGAUGCGUCAUGUGAGGAAGAAAUUCUUUCAGGCCAGCCUGAUUUUGUUCUUGAUUGCAUUGAUAAUAUUGAUACCAAGGUGUCACUUCUUGCUGCAUGUGUACGGAGGAGUUUGAAGGUACUUUCUGCUACUGGUGCAGGUGCAAGGGCUGACCCAACACGAAUUCGCAUUGCUGAUUUAAGAGAAUCUAUAAAUGACCCACUAUCUCGAACGGUAAGAUACCGCUUGAGGAAAGACUAUGGUAUUGAAGGUGGAAUACCAGUUGUGUUUUCAUUGGAGAAACCAAAAGUGAAGCUGCUUCCUUUUAAGGGUCCAAGUGGAGACGAAGAAAAUCCUUUGGACUAUCAGAUAGUACCCGGUUUCAGGGUCCGCAUAAUACCUGUUCUUGGGACUAUUCCUGCAAUUUUUGGACAGGUGAUGGCCUCCUAUGUUGUGACACAGCUUGCUGGGUUUCAAGUACAAACUGAGCCAGUGGUGAACUUGGAUAUGGAUCACUAUCGGACUCUUCAUCAGCGCCUUAUUGAGCAUGAAGAGAUGUACUAUGGGACUGCCAUGCAAGUUCAAGUAGAUAUUGAGGACGUGAUGUAUGUUGUAAAAGAAUUGUGGCAUGGAAGAAGCACAAAAGAUCAAUCUGCUAAGGUUGUCGGACGGGGUAUGUGGAGAUCUGUUAAUGAGUUGAUGCUUGUAAGGUGGGACAGGGCAAAGCCAGCAUCUGUGUCUAAUUUGGUUCUUCUGAAAUUUAAAGAGGCUGAUGAGCACGAGGCAAGGACGCUUGAUGAUAUAAAGGAAAAGGAACCAGAAUUCUACAUGAGGGUGACAUCUGUGCUGAAACGAGCUGAAACAGACUAUGGUUUAUAGGGCUCAGGUUCUCAUUAUUCUAUAUGACGGCCAGGGUUAUGCCUUCCAACUAUUCUUCAUGCAGCAGAUAUCAUUGUUGGUCUGGCAAAUUCACAGUGAACCCUUCCUAUACCAACCCAUUGCCAUAUGCCAACAUGUGUCAAUGGUGAGAUUUUUUGGUCUUAAUAGGUCGUAUUGCAUUUCCCACUCCUUGAGGCCUUAAAUUUUGUGCAAUAUUUUGCUCGCUAGGGUAUUGUCCAUUUAGAAGAGUUCCCUCCCCCCUCCCUUUUUUAUAUUUUAUUUUAAGUUGCAGUUUUCCAGUUUUGUUUAGAGUGGUUGUGCUCAAUUGUUUCAAAGUUCAAACAGUUUUAGUGACCUGUGUGAACAUUGGAAACUAGGCAAAAAAAAUUUUGUAGCCAUCUCCAGAUUUGUCUAACUUAUUCAGCACUAAUCAACUGAUGUAAUUUUUUCAACCUAGAAAGA